This is a messenger RNA of Onthophagus taurus, 1155 nucleotides long. It is a transcript of the gene Teh1, whose product is annotated as tipE homolog 1 phospholipid transfer protein. Lineage: Eukaryota; Metazoa; Arthropoda; Insecta; Coleoptera; Scarabaeidae. Gene Ontology annotation, molecular function: sodium channel regulator activity. Gene Ontology annotation, biological process: regulation of sodium ion transport. The record is from RefSeq and is a predicted model, not a curated record. Gene Ontology annotation, cellular component: plasma membrane.
GAUCACUCGUCAAUAUCUCUAGUAGUCUCACUAAAGGUGUCAACCCUCUGAAAUAAAACCGUUCGGAGGGAGUAUUGGGGAGCAUGCGCUUUUCUUUCGUCCAGGUUGUCUUUUGACGACAAUGGAUCAUUAUAUACAGUACGAAUAGAAGUGAAGUUAUUAAAAAAGUUUAAAACCCCGUGUUCGUUAUUUAGUGAUGUUAGAGUGCUAGCGAACAUGAGAAGCAGUAGCUCAGAGCUGCUUCUAGACCAACAAGAAGAACUGAGAAAACGUAAGAUACAAGAGUUAGCUUUAUCAAAACGUAACCGUGUCCAAACGAGCAGAUCAUGUAGGGAAAGGGCGCUAUUUUAUUCAACCAGUGUUUUGGCUAUAAUUGCAAUAACCGCCGGCUCGUCUUUACUAUUUCUCGUACCACUUUAUGUUGAUCCAGCUAUAUCAACACUUGCAUCGAAUUUUGUUACCGAACCUGUUAAUUGUGUGACGACUAGACGUGAAGAUCUAACUGGUUUAGCUAAUUGUAGUUGGAGUUCUUGUAGAGAAGGUUGCACAAGUGACACAUACCACUGUACGCAUAUCUAUGUCAGCUAUAAUGAUUCUAGUGCAAACCCCAAUCAAACCGAAGAUGCUGUGCUUUUAGUAAAUAUAAAAGGAUGUGGGUAUCCUCCAUCGGUUCUCUGCAAAAAUUUUACUGAAAUGUAUGGUACUGAAGGCACCGAAUUUCCAUGUCAUCAUUCUCAAGAAAAUCGAACCGUGGUACUAACACAUUAUAAACGAGAUGAACAAGUAGCUAUUAUAAUACAUUAUUUUGCUGUACCAUUUAUAAUAACUCUCGCCACAUCGGUGGCUUUGUGCGUAAUGCACUGCGAUUGUCGAUGUCAUCCUACGCAUCAUAAACGAACCAGAAGAUCAAGAAUACAUCAAGACCUAAGUGACGGUUCGAUUAGCACCGGUGUCGAUCUACAUCACGCUCAUAGCCAUCAUUCGGAUCUUGUCGCCAUUAGACCCAUGUAACAGAGCGCUUCUUAACAAGGAAUUGUUUAACGUUUAAGCGUAAAAAAACCACUUCGUUACUUGUUAGUUAGUCUUUUAUAUAUUUUAUAUAAUAAUUUUAAGAGCAGCACAUAUGUAAUAUAUCGUUAUCAUUAAUAUUAUUUA